AUGGUGGUUUGUCGUACCCUCCCGGGGCUUUUCUCCCUGCUUCCUUUCCUUUCCAUGGCGAUCUCGUUUUGCGACUUUUCUAAGACUGCAGUACAGUCCGCAUUCGGCGCCCCUGGUACGCUUCGUUCUGUACGUGCUUUUGCGGGUCCCUUGCUGUCACCUGAUGCACAUUCUUUUCGGUCCAAGUGGCUAAAGGUUAACUCCUCGUCCUCCUACAAAGAAUUCGCCUCAGUCCGUCUUAGCGACCCAGACAAGGGUUACGAGCGACAAGGAAGAUUUAUUGCACGCGUGUUUGGAACCCAAUGGUUCGAGUACUGGGACUUUUUGGACGAUUAUUUGGAUCUCUCUUCUGAACACGGACUCUCGGUGUUGGAUGAGCGGUUGAGAAAAGAUAUGUCACCCGGAAACAAGCUUUGGUGCUGCUUGGAACAGGACAACGCAAAAUGCCUUCGUGAUGUCGAUUCACGUACGGUCCUGAAAUUCGAGACCGCUUCUCCCAGCACACCAAUCUCUCGUCAAGUUGUUCAUCUUCCUGACAAUACUAAUUCUCAGUGGCACACCUACAGAUCACAUCCUAUCUGUGCAACUUUGCUAGAUGAUAGUCUAGAUGCUAGUGGAGAUACUCCGUCUCCACGAGCACUUUCGGACGAUGAAGUGCGAGUUGCGCAGAAUGAAGUUACAGAGACAACGAAUACUUUGAGUCCGCUUCUCGGUUUGCUACGGAAGUUGACUUUUGCAAGUCCACUUCGGUGGUUGUUGGUCGACGGACCGGGAAACAGCGAGCCUAUUUUCGACCCACAGUCUGCGUUACCGCCUCACAAGAAACCGGUAAAAAUGUCAACGCCUGUGAUUGAUGCCACAAGGCAUUCGGGCAAACGAAGGUUGUCCGCUGUCGACCGAAAUCAACCGCCUCUCGAACAUACCGAACAGCCUGCGGUCAAAAAGUCCUCACCAAGCGGGAAGGCAUCCAUCCGAAAAAGUUGUUUCGUCCCACCCUUGCUAAAGCACAUUUAUCGAGCACUUCCUUCUGGGGACCCGGAACUUGAAAAAGCUGUCAUGGCUGUUAGCUCAAAUAAACAUGACGGUGACAGUGUUUCUUUGUUCUCCGAAUCGCAAAUUGGAUGCUUCCACUACGCUAACUUGUCCAACUUUCGUACAGUGGUUGCUUGGAGAGAAAGAAUGGAGGCAUUCAUACAUUUUCCCCGGAGGCAUAUGUAACCAAAUCAAGUGACUAUCAGUGCUUCCUCCUAUAUCCACCGCUUGCCAACCAGGCCCAUUGAUACCGAACGUGAUACGCG
This is a messenger RNA of Dicrocoelium dendriticum, 1298 nucleotides long. Lineage: Eukaryota; Metazoa; Platyhelminthes; Trematoda; Plagiorchiida; Dicrocoeliidae. The record is from the annotation of a GenBank genome assembly.